Messenger RNA from Struthio camelus australis, 2148 nucleotides. The record is from RefSeq and is a predicted model, not a curated record. Lineage: Eukaryota; Metazoa; Chordata; Aves; Struthioniformes; Struthionidae.
AUGAGUUCUGAUGGAUGGCAUAUACCUUCCUGUGCUUGUGGUCCCUGUUUUGAAUUGUCCUUUCAAAAUGAUGGCUAUCGAUCCUUGUCCCUGUCUGGUCAUGUUGGUUUUGAUAGUUUACCAGAUCAACUGGUUAACAAAUCCAUCAAACAAGGCUUCUGCUUCAACAUUCUUUGUAUAGGGGAAACUGGAACUGGGAAAUCAACACUGAUAAACAGUUUAUUUAACACCAAUUUUGAUGACCCUGUGUCGACACAUUUUCAACCGAAUGUGAGACUUAGAGCCCGGACACAUGAGCUCCAGGAAAGUAAUGUUCAUUUGAAACUGACCAUUGUAAACACAGUGGGAUUUGGUGACCAGAUAAACAAGGCAGAUAGCUAUCAGCCAAUAGUGGAUUAUAUAGAUGCACAAUUCGAAGCCUAUCUCCAGGAAGAACUGAAAAUGAAACGUUCUUUAUAUAGUUACCAUGAUACUCGCGUCCAUGUCUGCCUCUAUUUCAUUUCACCUACAGGCCAUUCCCUUAAAACUCUAGAUUUGUUAACCAUGAAAAGUCUUGACAGCAAGGUGAACAUUAUACCAAUUAUAGGCAAAGCAGACAGCAUUUCUAAAACUGAGCUACAGAAGUUCAAGGUCAAACUCAUGAGUGAACUGGUUAGUAAUGGCAUCCAGAUAUACCAGUUUCCAACUGAUGAUGAAACCGUUUCUAAAAUUAAUGCCAUCAUGAAUGGACACUUACCAUUUGCUGUAGUAGGAAGUACGGAAGAGGUGAAAAUUGGAAACAAAAUGGUGAAAGCUCGUCAGUACCCUUGGGGCAUUGUGCAAGUGGAAAAUGAGAACCACUGUGACUUUGUGAAGCUUCGUGAGAUGCUUAUUUGCACAAAUAUGGAAGACUUAAGAGAACAGACUCACGCACGACAUUAUGAGUUGUACAGACGCUGCAGACUGGAGGAGAUGGGCUUCAGAGACAUUGGUCCUGAGAACAAACCAGUCAGUCUACAGGAGGCGUAUGAGGCGAAGAGGCAUGAGUUCUACCUUGAGAUGCAGAGGAAAGAGGAGGAGAUGAGACAAGUGUUUGUGCAGAGAGUGAAGGAGAAAGAAGCAUUUUUGAAAGAAGCAGAGCAAGAAAUACAGGCUAAAUUUGAACACCUUAAGCGAUUGCAUCAAGAGGAGAGACUGAAACUAGAGAAGAACAGACGAGUUCUGGAAGAUGAAAUGGCUAUGUUUGUUAAGAAGAAAACUACUGCUGAAUUACUCCAAACACAAGCAUUAGUCUCUACACCUGUUAGUUUGAAGAAAGACAAAGACCGCAAAAACUUUACGUAAUACUGAGGAUAGAAGAAGCAAAUGUUGAUAAUUUCUCUCAAGGAAGCUAUGACUCACAGUGUGCUUUUGAAGGGGAAGGAGUUGCUGUUUUUUACUGAAAGAAUUUGGAAAAUGUCUCUUAUUACUGCAGGCUGCAAGAAAAGAAUUUUUAAGUAUCGUCUGUAUGCAUAGGGUGCUGUGAUUAUUGUCACAUUAAUAUGGCUUCAUGGACUUUCUAUUAUGCAGCUACCUUGUUAUGCACUUGCUUUACAUACAUGUGGCCAAAUUGCAUUCAAUUUAUUUGCAGUGUACAAAAGAAAAUGUCUAUGCCAUAAACAGUUUUUCUGAUAAUAUGAAUCCUGUAGUACAGAAGUAUUUAGUGAGUAUAUCUACUAUAACCUUUCUAAAGAGUUAUUUUUAUAUGAUACAGUAUGUUAAUCUACUAAACAAUAUUUAAUACAGCUCUUGACAUAAUUCAGCCACUUACUGAUUUUGCUUACAUGAUUUUAUAUGAACAAGCAGUGUCUUAACUUUUGGGUAUAAUCUUUCUAAUCAAAAUUUAGCAGAUAUUUUUGCAGUGCUGCCGUGUUACAUGCUAGUUUAUCUGACGUUACUAAUUUAGUUUGGAAAGUAUCUAUAACUUUUAAGGCCUGUGACUUUGCAGUCACGGCAAAAGGCUAAACAUUACAAAAAGCACUAACUUCAAGAGCUUCAGGUUAAAGCAAGUUUAAAAAAGUCUCUGUAUUUCUAGUGGUUAUAAUAACAAAUUGGAAACAUUCUGUAAAAAGUGCAAUUCUCUGAAUUUUUAUAUGACUACUUUUAAAUAAAACGUUGACUUGAGAGAAA